Alosa sapidissima (American shad) is the source of this 4730-nucleotide messenger RNA. RefSeq names its product MOB kinase activator 2-like. The record is from RefSeq and is a predicted model, not a curated record. The coding region runs from base 2377 to 3339 and encodes 320 amino acids. The transcript has 5 exons. Gene Ontology annotation, molecular function: protein kinase activator activity. Gene Ontology annotation, cellular component: cytoplasm; nucleus. Lineage: Eukaryota; Metazoa; Chordata; Actinopteri; Clupeiformes; Clupeidae. Gene Ontology annotation, biological process: positive regulation of protein phosphorylation; signal transduction.
UCUUCUGAGGGCACAUGGGUGUGGUGGCAUGGCAGCCUCUGUUUAAUUGGAAGCUGGUAGUUUUUUUUUUUUUUUUUUCUAUAACAAGCCAAAGCUGAGGAAGGGUAACGAGUAUAGCUCACUGCCGUUUUUAGACCUUUCACGCCUAUGUCGUCACAGCCGUGGUGACGCAAGGCCCUGUUUUUUCCCCAUUUUUCACCUGUGCGGUCAUGAAAGCUGCCUCUGUUCUCCCUCACGUCUCCAGCCUGUGGGUCUGGCUCCUGUGAAAACACCAGUGCCGGGUCUCUGGGCCUGGUGACAGACCUGCAGCUAUUUUUAUCCCCUUGUUCCUCCAUAUUUCUUCAGCUAACACCUCCACCCUUUCUCUGUAAACAUAGUUAUUUUUUCCAGACAACUGACUAUUCACUGUCAGUUCUUUCAGGUUCACUUCACCAUGAUCGCACAAUCACUAGAUAGAGUAGCUUUUUGUAAGGGUUGGGAGAGGAUCAUCCAUACUGCCAUUUCCUAAUUUAAUUUUUAAAGCAAGUCAUUAGGCUAAACCAAAGUAUAGAUAUACAUAAGAAUACAUUAGGCUUGAAACUUAGUCAGUUGGUAUGAAUACAAUAUCUUGUGACUACUUCUGAACCACAUUAGAGCAACAUUAGCCUGUUUAUUAAGAAAUCCCACACCGGAAACAACUGUCUUUCAUCUUUUUUUUAUUUUUCUGGUUAUGUUGGUUAUGAGCAACAAAGAGGAAGCAAUGGCUUCUUAACUUCAUGGGAACCCAUCAUGAGAACACAUCAUGAAUGGAGGUGUGUGAGCCGAAUUCUACGAAACACUGAAGGAAGAAGGUGCCUUCUUGAGAAUUCAAGUGAAAUGCUCACGGAGGCUGUCCUGGUGGUUAUGGUGUCGCUGCUCUAGAUCUUUGGGCAUACAGGCUGCUAACUUUAGACUUUUGAUCAUCAGUAACGUCACCACAGUGAUCGUGCUUGAUUAACGAUGAGUGUGGUAUUAUCACCUCCACCCUACUCCAGAAGUUUCAAGUGUGAUGUCUCUAUGCUGAUUCUGUUUUUAUCACAUCUAUAUGAAAACCUGUGAAUCAUGACUCUUAUGGUUUAGGGUAUUUAUAGAAGCAGUUGAAACAGCGGUGUUUGAAUUUUAAAAUGACCCAAAAUAGCUUAAACUGAGAAGAAUGAUCACUUGGAUGUCAUUCUGCUAUAGUCACAGUUUUUUGGCACAAUAAGUAGAAACAUACCACCCAGGUUUGCUCUCGGCGUCAUUAUGUCACACAUAGGGCCUUUUUGUACAUUUAAAUGGUCCCAGGAAGCUUUCCAUGCAUUCAGGGACAUGCUGUGAUUGUACUGUCAGAAAUUUGACAAAAUGUCCAUGACGGGGUAAAAUAGAAUGUAAAGAUUGGAAUACUUUUGUGAUGAAAUGUUUUGCCUAGUGUUUUGGAGCGUCUGUCUUAUCAGUCAGGUCUCCAGGACCUUGGUUCUCACUUCCACAGGUUCUCUGAUAAAGCCAAAGGCUGUUCUGCUAUUCGCCUCUCCAGGCAUUGUGCUCAGACGUGCAACAAAUCUCCAGCUCCUUCCGAAGUCAAGUUUGCACUUGUCUUUCAGCACUGAAGGGGAAUUCCAAGCUACAGUGUUGUGUGUUUAUAUAUGGGGGAAAAAAAACGGUUGUAUACCAUACCAUACCAUCAUGAGAUGCUGCAUAGAUGCCCUGUCGAUUUCUGUAAUAUUUCAAAUGGUGAUUUGUUUCGAACUGAUGAACAUCCAUUGAAAACAGAUGUGCAAUUCAGCCUUUUAAGUGAAGGCUACAGGAACAUGUAAAUAUUAUGAAGAGAAUGACGACGUGCUAAACAUUUGCUUUUCCCUGUGGUCAUCUCUGCUUAAGAGGAAAAGGGGGCAAUAUGAACGGGGUUUAUUUCUCGGAAGUGAUAAACCUUACUAUCACAUUGAAGUGAACAUUUAAAACCCAUGAGUUGCAGAUAAUGUGACCCUAUGGUAGAGGAUGUGCAUUUCAUAUUUGCUGAUAAAUGUACUCGUGUCUCGUGCACUCCUGUAAACGUCAUAUUCAAUAUAUUAAAGCCGUUUUUUGUGUGGUUAAAUUCAUCAAUGUCGGCUCGAAAAUAGCCGGUGGUUAAAAUAUAAACACUGGGUCGUAUCUGUGUUUCGUGACGCUCGUGUGCGAAAUCGCACCCUGGAGUAAAGUUCUGCUGCCUGCUGGCGCUCGGCUCCGCCUCGGAUGCUGCCGAUAGGCUGAGAGAGCAACAGGAGGGUAAGUAACAAGACUCCGGCUGAAGUUUACUUUUAGUGGAGAUGUGAAUGCUGAACCCAUGCUAGUUCUGUAUCGCAGCAGAGAAGUUCAGUCCAAAGAAAUCUUUGAAGUGGAGAAAUGGUUGGAGAUCAGUUCACCAUCCCUGGAGACAGCUCGUCUCUCCAUUCGCAGAGGACCUCCAAAAGUGGAUUAAGUUGUAAAAUGGUCCUGCAGGCAGUUGGUAAAGUAUUGAGGAAGUCCAAAGGAAAGCCCAAUGGAAAGAAGCCUCCCACCGAGGAGAAGAAGCAGUACCUGGAGGUCGAGUACACCAAAGUGCGGGUCGUCGACUUCGACCUCAAGGAGCUGGUCGUGUUGCCGAGGGAGAUCGAUCUCAAUGAAUGGCUAGCCAGCAACACCACAACUUUCUUCAAUCUCAUUAACCUCCAGUACAGCACCAUCUCAGAGUUCUGCACGGGGGACACCUGUCAAGCCAUGACGGCCUGCAAUACGGUAUACUACUGGUAUGAUGAGAAGGGGAAGAAGACGAAAUGCACAGCGCCACAGUAUGUAGACUUUGUCAUGAGCCUGGUACAAAAACUGGUCACAGACGAAGACAUCUUCCCAACAAAAUAUGGUAAAGAGUUCCCCAAUGCCUUUGAGACGCUGGUGAAAAAGAUCUGUCGGUAUCUCUUUCACGUGCUGGCUCACAUCUACUGGUCCCACUACAGGGAGUCGGUGGCCAUGGACCUGCACGGACACUUGAACACACUUUACACACAUUUUAUUGUAUUUAUAAGGGAAUUCAACCUGGUGGACCCCAAGGAGACCUCCAUCAUGGACGACUUGUCCGAGGUCCUCUGCACGCCGCUACCCCCCCGCACAGAACCACGUCACCGAGAGAUGAACCGGGCCCCCGGCGCACGCCUGCCGAGCCGCAGGAGGAGGAGGACCCCGGAGGACGAAGGCCAGAGCGCACCCCCAGCCCCGAGACUUGCUCGCGGCCGAGAGGGGGACUCAGAGACCUUCCACUCUCCGACUCAUUUGCUAUCUUUAGGACCCUGCCAGCAGACGGGACUGGCCGGGCAGCAGGAAACGCUGUGAGCUUUUUCACCCACUUUACCAGCCCGCCCACCUGGCCACCCCCACUGCCCCACCACAGAGGCCCUCCCACCUACUGACCCACCCAGCCAGGUCAAAACUGCAGACCAUCCUAGACUCUCUCCCACUUUUAUUUAUUUAUGUUUGGACAUCUUUGUUCCCCUCCCUCUCCCUCUCCCUACUCCCACCUCCUGAUCUUCUCUUUCCUUUUCCCAUUCUGAGGGCGUCUGUUCUACCUUUCUCCCCUCCUGUUGGGGUGGUGGCACUGCCUCUUCUGUUGUUCUGUCGUGUAAUGUUAGAUUGCGAGACCUGACAGUGUGGUGUUUUGGUUCUGCCAUGGCGGCGUUAUAUAUCUCGGCACGGGUGCCAGGAUUGGGGGGGGUGGCACCAUGCCAACCGCACCCAUCUCUACUGACGCUCCUGACUGGAGCAACGAUUCUUUCACUCUCUCUCUCCCAUCCCUUGUUUUGGUUUUCAUUUUGUUUUUUGGGACAAUGGAAGUGUGUGUGUGCGCGUGUGUGUGUGCUAGACUUCCUUUCCUCUUUAAGGCAUGUGAGCAACUCUGGGGUCCCAUGAGGCCCUUGUCACUCUUAAGGCCGUGCCAGCGACCAAUGUCCACCGCACCGCACCCCACCCUCCAGUGCACCCCCUCCCACGUGGACAGCCCUCUGCCCAGCUUGCGCUGGACCUCUGGGGGAAGAUUGGAGCACUGCGCUGUGCUCUUAGGCUGUGGGACUUUGACCAGUGUUUGUCUGUAGGGCUGUCUGACCCAAGAUGGCACACGAGGGCAUCCUGAAACCCCACUGGAGUGGCCAGGCACAAUGACAAUGACAUUGGUAUAUGUCUGCAGAUUAGAAUGUUAGAAGAGAGAAGAGCCCUGGUCAAAGUGGGGUCGAAGGGAAUCGGUCAAGCCCAGAAGCCCUUCCUCGGAUGCAAUAUCCUGUCUGUGGACACUGGGGAUGGUGGCGCAUUGUGAAUGCAGGAGAAUGCAGACAUUCUCUCAUGAUUGGAGUUAAAACAUGGUUUUACCUCUCGAUCAUGAAAAAAACAAACAUGUUAAAUUUAAAAUAAUAGAUAUAAAUAGAUCUAAAUCAUGUCUUCACAGAACUAAUUGUAUGGAAGUGUAAUAUCCCCAAAACAGAGAGGAUUGAGGUUUACCCUGCAUCACUGUACAAAGCGUCACAAACUGGAUUCUGGUUGGCGAGUUGGUUUGUGUUAUAAAGAUAAGCACCCUUUCCCCCAGUUUUAUUUAUUUUUAAAGUGUUUUAGUUUGACAUUUGCAGGGUCUUCAGUUCUGGCUUUCAUUUGUAUGUAUUUUAAUAAUGCCUAAGUUAAAAGCAAUUUAAUAUUUUAAGCUCUGCGAAUUAUAACCUAAUAAAAUAUUUAAAAAUGUU